Brassicogethes aeneus is the source of this 778-nucleotide messenger RNA. Lineage: Eukaryota; Metazoa; Arthropoda; Insecta; Coleoptera; Nitidulidae. The record is from the annotation of a GenBank genome assembly.
CACUGAAACCUCGCUACAGCAGCUAAGAAAUGUCCCGAAUAUCGAUUACUGUGAAUUUCAGUUUCAAGUUUACAUGUUUUGAUAUACCUAACCACUUUAUUGGGAAGAAAAUGAAACAAUAGUUAAUUUAGCAAAACAUUGCAAUGUAUUACGUUGCUAUCGUCUUCUGUUUGAUUAUAACAAUUGAAGCGCGGGGUCCUCACCACCCCAGGGGGGACAAAAUCGUAAAAAGGCAUGUUCAUUACAGACCUACGAAAGAAAAUGGGGAGAAGUUAACUCAAGAUGACAAUUUGCUUCACGAUAGGGAGCAUAUUCAGGAACAUCUAGAAGAACUGGUGAGCGAACCCGACCUAACGAACAUGACUGACGAGCAACUAGAAUUCUACUACUUUCAUUUACACGACGUGGACAAAAACAACCAAUUGGAUGGCUUGGAAAUACUCCGAGCUAUCUACCACAUCGACCACCACGAGCAUGAAGGUGCCGGUGAUGGGAUCGAUGAAAAUGAAGAAAAAGAAGAUCACGAUGUCGAAACUGAAUCUUCCAAGUAUUACGUUGAUUUAAUAGACGAAGUAUUAAGUGAAGAUGAUACUGAUAAUGAUGGUUUUCUAAGUUAUCCUGAGUAUGUGGAAGGAAGAAAGAGAAAAAAACCCAAUGGAAAGGAUCCAGGUGAAAUUAAAAUGCUACACUGAGACACUUAAGAGGCCAAAUGUUUAUAUUCCUGUUUUAUUAAAUAAAUGUACUGCAAUCCUGCAGCCUAAAACUUUUUAGAAAAAGA